AUGAAGAAAUUUUAUAACCUUAUUCUAACGAUAUAUACUUCCAUUAUUGCUAUAUACGCAUAUACAGAUCCAUCAGUAAUAAAUCCACAAUUACUGAAAAGAUUUGAAUAUAAAUUAUCAUUUAAAGGACCACAUCUUGCUUUUAAAGAUGGAACAGUUCCAUUUUGGACAUUUGGCGGAAGUGCUAUUGCUAGUGAUGAUCAAGUCCGUGUUACGCCAUCCAUUCGAAGUCAAAAAGGUUGGAUUUGGACUAAGAAUACUAUGACUUCUGAUAACUGGCUGCUCGAUGUUAAAUUACGUGUAAAUGGUCGAGGUCGUAUUGGUGCUGAUGGACUGGCUAUUUGGUUUACCGAAAAACCAGGUGUUGAGGGUCCUGUAUUUGGUUCGAAUGAUUUUUGGAAUGGUCUAGGUGUUUUUCUCGAUUCAUUCGACAACGAUGCAUUGCAAAACAAUCCAAUAAUAGCUGUUAUGGUUAAUGAUGGUACAAAAACAUACGAUCAUCCACAUGAUGGUACUGGCCAAAUUCAAGGAAGUUGUAUUCGAGAUUUUCGUAAUAAACCAUUUGCAAUUCAACUUAAAAUUGAAUACAUCAAUCAAGGAUUAGCAAUUUAUGUUAACAAUGGUAUAUCACAAGAUGAUAAUGCAUUUGAAUUUUGUACACGUAUUGAUGGUGUAAAAUUACCGAAAACUGGUUAUCUUGGUGUAUCAGCUGAAACAGGUGGUCUUGCUGAUGAUCAUGAUGUAUUAGAAUUUUUAACUAAUACAUAUUCGGAUAAACAAGCAACAGCACAAAAUCAGGCAGCAACAGAUGAACAAGCAAAAAAAUAUAAAGAAGAAUAUGAAAAUUAUGAACGAGACCUUAAAAAACAACAAGAUGAUUAUCAAAAAGAACAUCCUGAUUUAACAACCCCAUACAGUGAAAAAGCAUUAUUUGAAAGUGAAUAUGAUCGUGAAUUUCGUACAAUAUUAGAAGGUCAAGACCAAAUUCGUUUAUCAUUAACAAGCAUUGAUAGAAAAAUGAUUGAAUUAUUGGGACGCGUUGAACGAAUAUCAUCGACAACUGGUGAACAACAACAGAUUACUGGAAAAGAUGCAACAGGCAUACCAGCUGAUGUAGCUCGAAUUCAAGAUAUAAAUCGAGUGAUCAAUGCUAAUAAUGAUAUGUCAAGAACUGUGCAAAGUUUUGCGCAAGUAUUAACAGAUUUACAGCAAAAACUAAAUAAUCUACAAGUAAACAUUAAUAAUAAUCAAAGACCAAUUGGUGCAGGACAACAAGUAGUUACGUCAAAUGUAGACGGAACAGUAGUUAAUGAGAUUCGAGAAAUAGUGAAAAUGAUUAAAUCGGAAACAAAUACAUUAGUACAAAAAUCACUGAAUCCAAUGAAAUGUCCAACAGUAACUGCUGCGAAUGAUAGUUCAUGUGUCGGUACAUUUACAUUUAUGUGUGCCAUUGUUUUACAAAUUAUUAUUCUUAUUGGUUUUUUUGCAUACAAAAACCGCCAAGAGCGUAUAUCCCGAAAAUAUCUAUGA
Molecule: messenger RNA, 1530 nt
Organism: Rotaria socialis
Lineage: Eukaryota; Metazoa; Rotifera; Eurotatoria; Philodinida; Philodinidae
Source: the annotation of a GenBank genome assembly